This is a messenger RNA of Penicillium roqueforti, 2514 nucleotides long. RefSeq names its product threonine/serine exporter family protein. The coding region runs from base 1 to 2514 and encodes 837 amino acids. The record is from RefSeq and is a predicted model, not a curated record. The transcript has a single exon. Gene Ontology annotation, biological process: transmembrane transport. Lineage: Eukaryota; Fungi; Ascomycota; Eurotiomycetes; Eurotiales; Aspergillaceae. Gene Ontology annotation, molecular function: transmembrane transporter activity.
AUGUCGGGCAUCAUCAACCCACACCCAAGCCCAAGUGAAGAAUACGCAGAAUACCCUCUCCCAAUCAUUGACAAUCCCGGUGAUCGUCAUAGCCUCGAGCGUGAAGCCACCGUCGAUGUCAACCAAUACAAUGCCGGGAUCGAGCCACCCACACGCCGUGGGAGCCGAUCCCAUCAUAGGGUUCGCUUUCGCUCGAUGAGUCUUCGCCGAAACGAAAAUGACUCCGAUCCCCUGUCACGACCGUUACUGCCGCAGUCAGAUCUCAACGAAAUCCCGCUAUCCGGAACCAUCACACCGCCAGCCCCGGCCCAUUCCCGGCGCGGCUCCAAUGUGCAUAUGCCCGAGUUUGAUGAAACCGAGAAACAUGAUUUCACAGGUAAAAUGGACCGGGCGACCUCGGCCCGCGACCGGUUCAGAGCGACCGGUCAUCUGUUGCGACAGAAAACUAGCCGCUUGACGGAACGCCUCGGUCGCCCCACGGAUGAGGGCGAGCCGCUCAAUGCCUCUUACAACCCAGACGACUUCGACAGCGGUAUUCCACUCGAGGAGCUGCAGGCCCGCCGCGCCCGCCAUGAGGCCGACCGAGCGCACGCAUUGGAGAGUGGUGAGAAUUUUAUCGAGCCGCCCCCUAGCGCCGAGGCUCAUCGCUUGGUGCGCAGCAUGACCGCGGUUCAGGAUCAGCUACGGAAGCGCAAACCUCGGGGCGCAUAUCAGCGGUCGGGACAGACAACUCCCGAGGGCUUGAUCAGCGCCUUUACGCAGCGGAGACGGUCUAGUGGAGUCGGCGGCGGCAUUCUGUCGCAGUUGCUCAAGCUUCAGGUCGCCCAGAGCGGGAGCUCUUCGCGCCCGGAAAGUGUCAUCACCGAUGACUCCGACAGUGACACUCAGGUGUCUUCCAGUAUCUCCACCCCGAAGAAGGGUUACAUCUCGCCCCUUAUCCCUGCGUCUCAGCCAGCCUCUGGUGCCGCCACCCCACGCAAGGAAAAGCUCAAAUGGUACAAGAAGUCAGCCCAUCGGUCCACCUCGUCGUUGGUCAAUGCCUCCAUGAACCUCAGCACGGCGAGCCUGCCUGCCGCGGUUGAGGCCGCUCCCGGUAUGCAAAAGAAACGGGGGAAGAGCAAGCGCAAGACCCGUCUAGAAGAUGAGAUCCGUGUUACCGUCCAUAUCGCAGAAAUCAUCGCACGUCAGCGGUAUAUCAUGCAGCUGUGCCGUGCGCUUAUGCGAUACGGUGCGCCGACCCAUCGUCUGGAGGAGUAUAUGCAAAUGACCGCCAGGGUCCUGGAAGUUUCGGGCCAAUUCUUAUAUCUGCCCGGUUGCAUGAUCAUGUCCUUUGAUGAUCCUACUACACGCACGGCCGAAGUCAAGCUUGUACGGAUGGUGCAAGGAGUCGACCUUGGUCGCCUUGCUGAUACACACAACGUUUACAAGAAUGUCGUUCACGAUCUUAUCGGCGUCGAAGAGGCAACUCAGGAACUAGACGAGAUUAUGCAGCGCAAGCCCAGAUUCAGUAAAUGGAUCUUGGUCCUGGUUUACGGUUUUGCUAGUGCAGCGGUCGGCCCGUUCGCUUUCAAAGCGCGACCGAUCGAUAUGCCCAUCAUCUUCUGUCUCGGUUGCAUUGUUGGACUGAUGCAGCACGUUCUCGCCCCACGGUCAACUCUCUACUCCAACGUCUUUGAGGUUACUGCUGCUAUUCUGACUUCCUUCCUCGCCCGCGCAUUUGGCAGCAUCAUGGUUACCCGCAAUGGUAAAUCCGAACCACUUUUCUGCUUCUCCGCUAUGGCACAGUCAUCUAUCGCUCUGAUUCUCCCUGGAUUCAUGGUCCUUUGUAGCAGUCUGGAGCUGCAAUCUCACCAGAUCAUCGCUGGUUCGAUCCGUAUGGUGUAUUCCAUUAUCUACUCCCUCUUUUUGGGCUACGGUAUUACAGUGGGGACUACGAUCUACGGGCUAAUGGAUGGCAAUGCGACAUCUGCAUCUACGUGUUCAGGCCUGGAUGUCUAUGGGUCGGUUUAUGCACGCACAUUCCCCUUCGUGGCUGUCUACGCUAUUUUCCUAGCCAUUGUGAACCAUGGAAAAUUAAAGCAGAUGCCCGUCAUGGUUUUCAUCGCUUUGUCCGGGUACGUCGCCAACUAUUUCAGCACGACCAAACUCGGCGCCCAAUCGGAAGUCGCCAACACCGUCGGUGCAUUCACUAUUGGUGUGCUAGGCAAUCUGUACAGUCGGCUCUGGCAUGGCCAUGCCGCCACCGCCAUUCUUCCUGGUAUAUUUGUGCUGGUCCCCUCUGGCCUUGCUUCUAGUGGCUCUCUGAUUGCGGGCAUCAAAUACGCCGACGAGGUUCGUCAGAACCUUGAAAAUAAUGGGACUAGUUCAUAUUCCAGCUCUCUCUCUGAAACUUCAGUUGCCAGUCUUGGUUUCGGCAUGAUCCAAGUCGCGAUCGGUAUCACAGUCGGGCUGUUUAUCGCGGCUUUGGUUGUCUACCCCUACGGCAAAAAGCGCACCGGUCUGUUCAGCUUCUAG